AGGGCACCACCAAAAAAACGUUACCGGGGAGGCUGGAAACCCGGACCUGGCAUCAUAAUCCACGGGAACUAUCUUAAUGAUCAUAAUGGAAAAUGAGAUACUGAGGAUGAAUUAAAACCUUUCACCGGAAAAAAAAACAUCCCAAUGAAUCGAGAUGGAGUCUGAGUCUCGUCGCGAUGAUCUGAUGUCGUUCUUGUUUUCAUUAGCCAUGGAUUGUUUAAGAACCAUGGGGAUAUGCAAGAGUAUUGUGAGAAAAGAUGAAGACAAAUGUCAAGUUGCACGGGAGCUGCAGAAAUUGCCAUCUGAUGCAGUUUAUGAGAUUUUAGCUAGAGUAGAAUUGAAUACUCUGCUGCGUCAAUGUCGAUGGGUUUGCAAAGAUUGGCUGAAGCUCAUCAUCUGCGAUGCUCAGUUUCAACAGAAAUAAUAUUCACAAAAAAACGCCAAGUAUUGCUUCAGGUUACUUUGUUCAGUCGGACAGGAACGACAGUGAGCACUCUCUGUCUUUUAUUCCCAGCGCGGCCCAUCAUAGUGAGCACAAGUCAUCUCAGAUUACUUUUCCUUCUCUCGAUUUCUUACCAGAAUCACCCAACAUUGUCAUCGAAAGUUCAUCUAAUUAUAGUUCAUUACUAUGUUGUAUCACUAAAUCCAGCACUAUCAAGAUUCCAACUUACUAUAUCUGUAAACCAGCAACAAGAGAAUGGAGAAAGAUGCCGAACCCAAAAACCCGUCUUACCGCUCUUCACACCGGUGUAGCAGUUACACAGACAUACCCAAAUCUGCAAUUCAAGAUGCUUCGUUUAUCCUAUACAAAGACGGGAUUUGGACAUCAUUGUGAGGUGUUUGAUUCGACCAGCUGGGCUUGGAAGAGAUUGGCAUACAUUAAGUUUAAUAUUGAGGGCACUAUGCUACGAAAAAGAAACGGAAUUUUUCUUAAUGGGGGAUUUCAUUGGUUAACUAAUUUGGGUGAAAUAUUUGUAUACCAUGUGGAUCAGGAGAAGUGGGCGAUUAUCAAAGUUACACAGGAGAUGGAAAACUAUAUCCAGGAAGCACUUUGCAUUGCAAUCUACUGCGACGGGAAACUCGGGGUUCUUUAUACUACAAAAGAGUGGAUGGAAAUUUGGAUACUAGAGGGUUAUUCUACCACCAAUCCUAUUUGGAAGAGGAAGUUUCGCAGAGAUGUUAGACGGAUCUUUGAAAAUAGUCGUUAUCAUCCAUGGCCUGUAGGAAUGUGGUCGAAUGAUACCGUUAUGAUGUUAUGUGACACCAAGGUUGUGUGGAUCAAUUGCACCAACGAUACUUGUACUACUUCUGAAUUUUCAAAGCCAAGUACGCAUGAACUUUAUCUGUUUCGUACGGAGUUUUUGGUUAUUUUUAGAAGGUUGUUAUUGGGGCGUCACACUCCUUUAGAUGGGCUUCAUUUUGCUCUGUGA
This is a messenger RNA of Papaver somniferum (opium poppy), 1430 nucleotides long. Its product is annotated as F-box protein At5g49610-like. NCBI's taxonomy places the organism in Eukaryota, Viridiplantae, Streptophyta, Magnoliopsida, Ranunculales, Papaveraceae. The coding region runs from base 402 to 1430 and encodes 342 amino acids. The record is from RefSeq and is a predicted model, not a curated record. The transcript is spliced from 2 exons.